This is a messenger RNA of Hypanus sabinus (Atlantic stingray), 594 nucleotides long. Its product is annotated as hemoglobin subunit alpha-like. The coding region runs from base 62 to 490 and encodes 142 amino acids. NCBI's taxonomy places the organism in Eukaryota, Metazoa, Chordata, Chondrichthyes, Myliobatiformes, Dasyatidae. The record is from RefSeq and is a predicted model, not a curated record. The transcript has 3 exons. Gene Ontology annotation, cellular component: blood microparticle; haptoglobin-hemoglobin complex; hemoglobin complex. Gene Ontology annotation, biological process: oxygen transport; hydrogen peroxide catabolic process. Gene Ontology annotation, molecular function: oxygen carrier activity; oxygen binding; peroxidase activity.
CAUAUCAAGCCAGAGACAUCUCUUAAGUACUGAGAAGUCUGAAAGAGUUAAAACUGCAAAAAUGGUACUCUCGGACGCCAAUAAAAAGAUAAUAAGAAGCCUGGGCAAAGAUAUAAAGGCAAACGCUGAACUUUUGGGUGCUGAUGCAUUAGCCAGGUUGUUUCAACUCCAUCCACAAACUAAGACAUACUUCGGGAAAUUCGCUACCUUCGAUGCCUGUGACACAGCUGUCAAAUUGCAUGGUAGCAGGGUAAUGAACGUUGUGGGAGACGCAGCCCUAAACGUGGACAACCUGAGACAACUGCUGGAGAGCCUUGCCGAUAAACAUGGCAAACAGCUUCUGGUGGAUCCUAAUAACUUCCAUCUGUUUGCUGAUUGUAUCGCAGUCACCUUGGCCAUUUACUUACCUGACUUCAGCCCUGAAAUCCACCGUGCAGUCGACAAAUUCCUUGAGCUAGUUACACAUGAACUGGUCUCCAAGUACCGUUAAAGGCAUAAUCAACUAACGAUGACAGAGAACAGGAAGACCGUCACUUAAAUAUUCUUCUGCAUGUAUUCUCUAACUGUCAGCUAAUAAAUCAUUAUACUCACAAA